AUGGUUAUGGCAUCUUCGGUUUCAUUUUGGGGACCUAACUACGGAUUGCAAAUUGAAAACAACUAUGGGAGUAUCAAUGCGCAGUUUCAUCUGCCGCCAGAUGAUUCCGAGGCUCCGAAUCCAAUCUCUACAGUUCCGUUUGAUAGAGACCCCGAUUUCAUUGAACCAGGUUUAUUAUCACAAAAAGUGACCGAUAUUUGCUCCAAGCCUGCAGCGAGACUCGCCCUUGUAGGUCCUGGUGGCAUCGGAAAGUCUCAGAUAGCUAUUGAACACGCAUAUCGGACGCCCCACAACUCACCAGACACAUGGGUUUUCUGGAUUCAUGCCAGUAGCUCGGCUCGAUUUGAGUUAAGUUAUCGCUUACUCGCAGAUAGAGUCAAAAUUCCCGCUCGCAUAGAUCCAAAUGCAAAUAUAUUCAAACUUGUUCAUGAUUGGCUUCAGGAUUCCAAGCACGGCCCGUGGAUCAUGAUCCUGGACAGCCUCGAUAAUGAUGAUUUUCUUCGCCGAGUGCCAUCUCCAGGCGUGGCUCUUUCCAAUUUCUUACCGCGAUGUCAACAUGGCUCAGUUAUCUUCACGACACGAAGUUAUACUGUUGCGGAGAUGUAUGCGACCGCACAAAAUAUAAUUACUGUAGACCCGGAUGAGUCCCAUUCAGUGGCUCUCAUGAGAAAGAAACUCAGAGUAGAGCAAGACUAUGAGGAUAGUGAUGUCACUAAGCUUGUGAGAGCUCUCGCUUGUAUGCCUCUUGCGGUUGUCCAAGCCGCUGCGUACAUUACCAAGCUUGUUCCUCGGUUCACCGUGACUCAGUAUCUGAAGGGGUUUCAAAAGAGUGAUCGGAAGAGAGUUAAACUUCUGGAACACGAAGCCGGAAAUCUCCAUCGAGACUGGGAGGCAAAGAGCUCUAUCCUGUCAGCUGCAGAUCUUCUCGCGCUGAUGAGCUUCUUUGACGCUCAAGGGAUCCCGGAAAUUCUACUCCGGGAUGCACCAGAUGAAAGCGACGAUGACAACUCCAUCAAUUUAGAUCACUUUAGCCAGGAUGGGGGAACUGUCCAAAUGCACAAAUUUUGGAAAUCUCAAUUUGUUCGGAAUCUCCUUCGUGCAUUCCCUACUGGCGAUCCCAUUCUCCAUUGGGAAAAAUGCCGUGCACUCUACCAGCAUGUCCAAAGGGCACUCUCCCAACGCCCAAACUCCGAAGAGAGGCUAAAAGACUGGGCGCUUCUUCUUUAUCGAGGAGCGGAGUAUGCGCAGACAAGCAAAAAUCCCCAGGAAGCUCAAGAACUGAUGACCAAGUCAAAGAUAGCGUUCAAGAAGAUUCUCGGACCUGAACAUCCACAUACCAUUUCCAGUGGUAUACUUCAAGCUAUGAGCUAUUUACUCGAAGGUCGACGUGAUGAUGCUGAGGAGUCACUUUCCCGACUACUGAGGACCUGUGAAAGUGCUCUUGGGAUUUCCCACCAUGUUACGUUGCAGGCAAAAGACAACCUUGCUGAGAUAUAUUACUAUCAAAGCCGCUUUAAAGACGCAGAGAGUUUGUGGGAGCAGGUACUCCAGAUCAGAAAGGCUUCAUUGGGAGAACACCAUGCUAGUACACUUGUAGUCGAAGUAAAUCUUGGUAUAUCUUACACCAACGCGCAGAAUCUAGAAAAGGGUCAGACAAGGUUCCGAAAAGGUUUCGCCUUACUCUCAGAGGUACUCGAGCUCAGGAAAAGGGAUCUUCCCGAGGACCACCCAAGCAUAUUGAUCGUGAAAAGCUCGGUUUCGGGUGCUUACAUCGAACAGGGCAAAUUGAAAGAAGCUGAAGAAAUGGAAGUUGCGCUGUUAGAGUCCUACAAGAAAAUCUUUGGUGGCGAGCAUCAAUGCACGCUUUUCAGUGUGGUGAAACUCGGAUCCAUAUACACCUACGUGGACCGAUUAGAGGAUGCUCUUCCAUAUGGCAUAGAGGCCGUUGAGUAUUAUCGAAAAACACUGGGAGAAAAAACCCUGUACACGAUUGGUUCGAUGGGUAAUCUCACAAUCAUGUACGGUCGCCUAGGUCUAUUCAAAGAGGCUGAGCUCCUCGCUCAAGCUGUAUUCGAGGCCAAGAGGGAGUCUUUGGGGGAAAGAAACACUGAGACAAUUGAUGCGAUGGAGACCCUAGCGAUGGUUUAUGAGGGUCUGAAGAGAGACAAAGAAGCCUCAUCUCUUAGAUGGGAGGUUACAAAAGCACGGGCUGAUGCCUACCGAGAUAAACACCGGAGAGGGUUCAGUGUGAAUAAUCUUCUUUCUUUGACUGCAAAGCUCCUUGUGUCAGGUAUUGAUCGAUUUGAGUAA
This is a messenger RNA of Penicillium malachiteum, 2310 nucleotides long. RefSeq names its product TPR-like protein. The coding region runs from base 1 to 2310 and encodes 769 amino acids. The record is from RefSeq and is a predicted model, not a curated record. Gene Ontology annotation, molecular function: protein binding. NCBI's taxonomy places the organism in Eukaryota, Fungi, Ascomycota, Eurotiomycetes, Eurotiales, Aspergillaceae. The transcript has 6 exons.